UGAGCUUCAAGCUUUCCCCCAAGAGAUUUGUUAAUUUGCAGCUUGGCUGCCGAAGUUCUGCCAUGGAGCAGAGACAUGUGUCACUCAUGGACGACCCGAGCAUGGAUUUUUCGUUCCGAAGUCUCCGCCGCCGCUUGCAUCGCCUUCCUGGACCACCAGCGAAGCUGGAAUUCCAGGAGCUGCGACUGGUCGACGAUGUCGUCCUGGUUUACGGCGGGUGGGCGCCGAGCGCCAGCUCCACAGCGGCUGCGCCGCUGGAGACUUUUAAGCGGCAGCAGGUUGAGUCCCUGCACGUGAAGGGCAUGGACCAUAUCUCCAAGCGAAUUCAGGAUGCCACAGGGAAUUUGUUAGUAUGCUUGGAAUCGGCGCUACCAUCAGAACCUUGCCCAAGCAUUGGCUAUAUUGCCGCAGAGUGGUUCUCGGCGCGAGUCUCCAAGCAGGGAGUUGAGGAGGUCUACCGGGGGAACUUGGACAGGCCCACACCAGGAAGUUUGGCAGAACUGAUUGUUUUGCUCGCGCUGUUGGAUUUUCUGACUGCAACACCGAGCACCGGAUUUGGCAGCACAGCCAGCCGCAUUGUCACGCUAAAGGUGCGUGAGGGUGGGGCCCAGUGCGUGGCUCACAUGGAGCUGCAAGCCAUUUUUGGUGCUCCUGACAUCGAUGCCGUUCGGCACACAGCGGUGAUCCAGCUGUUUCAAGGCAAAGACACUCAAGAUGCAAAGACAUCGCUGCUUGAGACGCUUCGUAGCACGUGCCCACAGUGCCGCGUGGGAACUGUCGAGUUCGAGAAGAAGCUGAAUGAGGCUGUGCAGCUAAUGAGUGCUGCCGCGACCUGCCUCAACAGCCAGGCUUCAAAGGAGGACCUCGCCGAGGCGCUGUGGGAGGUGGACAUCAGCUGGGAUGAUUGGCUCAGAAUCUUUGCCGAUCCAGACGAUGCUGGCUUUGCUGCGGUGGAUCUACUCGGCCUGGAGUUGUACAGGAGCGCUGUGCAGGGCUUGCUGGAAUGCUUGAAUGAAGUGGCAGGCUUCUACGCGGGAGAGACCAUGGGACUAGACCCUGUCAAAGCCUCGCUGACUGUGCUACAAACCUGUGCAGCGCCUGCCAGCUGGGCUCAAGAUCCCCUGCAACAGCCAGAGAUCUUAGACACGUCCACCGCCAUGAGUCAUUCUGGAUGCGUGGUUGCUUUGCGCUGCCAUUUGCUUCAGCACGCCAUAGAUUCUCGUUUCAAUCGUCUUUAUGGAGGUCCUUUCAAGAUACCGACCGGCCCUGAUCCUGAUCCACGACUUGAGAAGCGCUGGCAGGAACUCUUCGAGAGUGUGGAUGUGAAUCGAAAUGGCGAAGUAUCGAUGGAUGAAUGGAAGGAGGCACUCGACAACGAAGACAACGAAGAACUUCGAGAUCUCUUCGAAUUUGACCAAAGACCCAUGAGGAUCUUGGCCAAAAAGCUGUUUGGAUCCGUACAUGUGCAUGCAGACAGCUGGGUAGAUAUGGAAGAAUUCCGGAAGGCUUGCAGGAUGGCAUAUAGAUCCGAGCUCAAAUGGCACUUCAUCUACAUGAUGGCUGGACGCGAGGCCGAAAAAGCUGAUGACAGGCCGGAAGAAGAACCAUUUUCCAAGCUGAUCAGCUGGAACCGAUCCUGCAUCGAACAUGGCCUUCUGCAGGAAGAUGCAGUCUUCAAGAAAUACAAGGCACACACACGUGUAUGGAAAAAGCUAGCCGUAGGCAAGUGUCAGGCCUGGGAUCGACACUGCAACUCCAUUAUAGGACUAUCAGAGGCUGCACAUGAACUCCACAGCCCUGGGAGAGACGCCACCCAAGAGGUCCUGAGCAGACACUUCGACAGCCAGAUUUUCAUCAAGAUUGCCUUCAACACAAGCAAAAGCUUUGAAGAUGUGGCCCUUUUCGGUCAGCUCACACUCCUUCAAUGUCACAUCCUAGAGAAGAUUUGGGAAGCUCUUUUCCCCAAGUACUCGCCAGAGGCCAGCGGCAUGGAGGAGUGCAGCGGCUUGCACCUGGGCAUCCACUACAUUCUGCCUCGAGAAGACUCAGGGGCUUAUUUCUCGCUGGAGGGGUGGCACAAAUGGACAAGAUGGCAAGAAGCUGAUGAAAAUUGGCCCGCCUCCCAGGCCACCCAAAGCGUCAGCUCCAGCCGAAUCGCGCCCUCGGAUGCGACGAUGUUGCAGGGUGCCAACGUCCUCACCGAACUUAGUGACGUGGGUGCAAGACCACAGGACCUUCUUCGCUGCGCUGCUUCAGAAGUUCCUUCGCUGAGAGGAGGUAACUGUGAUGAGACCCAUCAAGCUGCGGACGAGGGGGGUGCUGAUGGAUCUGCUGGUGUUCAGCCAAGCGUGAGUCGUGCAGGGGAUCCCUUGGUGGGGUUUUUAGUUGAGUCAAGCAGGAAUCUGGUAGACUUGCGACCAGGCCCCUUUUCAGGCUUAGAUGGCUUUGAGACCAUCCCAGCUCCACAGAAACGGCCCGACUCUUUGGGGAGUGUAGCGAUCGCUUCUCCAACGUCCACAUCGUCGGAGGUUGUUCACCAGCCCCUCACACCUCAGGUGAGGCCAUCUCGGGGAAGCUCAUCAGAAAUUAGCGCAUCUCUCCCGCGUGUUGGUGCUGGUCCAUUACCACCACUACCAGAAGCAGAGAAUCAGGAUCCAUCGGGACCUGCUGCUCCGAGAACCGCGCUUCCAGACUGUCCUGGGUUGCCCGAGGAGGAUCCGCAGGAGGAUCCACAGGAUUACCCUGCGGACCCUGAGCUGGGCUCAGACAGCGACGAGCAGACGGAAGAAUCAGCGUCUGGCACUGAAGAGUCAGGUGAAUCUGAAGAUGCAAGUGAGAAUUCCGAGAUGCAUGCGGAAUCCGAAAAACUUGCAGUGGAGCUGCAUGCGGAAUUCAGGCGACGCCCAAGAGUCAACAGCCACCGCCGGUCAACCAUCACUGAGGACAACAGCGGGACACGCUUUAUGCAAAUGCUGGAAGAUGCUCUCUGGGACACCUGCAAAUUUCGUCCACCGCAGAUCAAGUGCAAAACUUUGGAGUUUGUGGAGAAUGCACCGAAGGUGCUUGGAGGUUGGAAUGUCACGCUAUGGAUCUAUUCUCUGAAGCCGUCCAUGAACAGCGACUUAGUGGUCAAGAACGUGAAUCAGCUGGUCGAGAAGUAUGAAGAAUGGGCUGGGGAGGACAGAACAGGAGAUUUUUUUCAGAAGUACGCCUGGGUGUGGUGUAAGUUCAAGGCAGGCAAGGACCAGCCGUACAAGGAAUGCAAGCCGUCGGGUGUGAACGCACCCAAAAAUGACAGCUCGCAGAGACAUGGAGCUUUGCGUGAAGACAUAGCUGAGGAGACUGUUGUUCAAGACACUCGGAUCGCUCCAGCACCCUUGCAGGAAGCAGUGCAAGCAGUCCAAGCAGUGCAACAUGUGGCCUCAACUUCCAGUCGGUGGCAGGCAUGCAGCAGGUGGAGAUUGAAGCCUCACUACAGUACCACUCCAAGGACUCUAGACUUGGCGGUGCGCUUUCAAGGUGGUGCGUUUUCACAUGAUGAAGUGAAGCAGAACAUGGUGAAGCUCUUGGGCCUGCAGAACUGCCAGUUGACAUUGAUGGCCUUGGAGCUGGGUGAGCUGGGUGGCUCCUAUUCUGAGGCCAAACUACAGAUCCGCACCUUAUCGCCUGCGCCUGCCACGGAAGAGACGGAGGCGCUGCAAGCCAAGCUAAUGUACUUGCACAGAUAUGGGCACAGCUCGAGUCUUCGUUUGCCCGGGGGCUGGAAGUGGGUGGCAGUCGUCAGUGGUCUUGCAAGCAAGGAGGUCAUGGAGGAGUUUGCAGUUUCUUUCACACUCAAGCUUGAAACUGAUGCCGCUAGCCUGGCUGAAACCUGGGAGGAGCUUCGUGCAGAUUUGGCGCAGAAACUGGGCUUCCACGUGUGUCGCCUGCAGAUCUCUGAUGUGAGGCACCAGGGCCAUGCAGCAGUUAUUCAAGUUCGGAUCGGUGGUUUCAGCAGAGACCGAGCAGAGAUGCUGAAGGACUUCUUGGAGUCGGAGGAAGCUAUGGGCAAGACCGGCUCAGAACUUCCCUUGCUGGAGACAAGCGAUGUCAAGGUCAUAGCUUCCGACACCUUGCCCUAUAGUGAAGGACAGGCUUGGAACGAUGAGGUGAUGGCUAUGACGCCAAUGCAGAUUGGGAGGAUGAUUGGGAAGCUCAAUUCCAAAAGCCUCAAUGAGCUUAUGGAGGAGUAUGUUCGUUGCUGUGAAAAGGGUCCAACAGGCCAGCACAAGCAGGAUGGGAAGCCAUACCACUUCUAUGUCAUCAAGCAAAUUGAGGACAUCAUCAAGAAGUUGCGGGAAGUAUAUCGAGGAAGACCUUCAGAAUCUCUGAAACGAGCUCUUUCGCAGCAUCAUAUCGGAUUGCCUCUGUUGCUGGACUUUGGGAAGACAUUGAUGCGGGUUGUGGAAGUCCAUGGAGAGAGUGCGCCAGAGGAAGAUCGAAAAGACUAUUUCCUCAGUCAGGGGUGGCAGCCUGAAGAGAUGCGCUAUGCCUUGCGACUCCUUGCUUUUGUGCUUUCUUGGGACACCCGAGGGUUUGAUGGGCCGGAAGUUCAACCAGCAGAUGUCCAAGUGCACUUGUCGCGGCUCACGGAGUCGCUUGUGAAGGUGAUGGCCAUCUACAAGACUUUCCUUGCCAGCCUCGAUGAGUCCGACCUCAGUCGUGGGCUCUACCGUCCCUGCAAUGUGUUGCAGAGCCUACAAACUGCGUUGUUGGGCAUCCAGACAGAACCUUCCAGUGAGAGUGUGGCUGCUUGGCUUGCUGGCACAGACGUUUUGGAUAGCCUGAGCAAGCUCCUUUGCCAAAGCCGAUGUCGUAGCUACAGCUUUGUGCAUGGUCAUGCAGUAGCACUUCUCUUCCCACCAGCAACGCAGAUGACCUGCAAAGCCUUUUUCGCGAAAGAUAAGAUGCUCCUGCAAAGUGAUGCUAUUUGCAAAAAUGUCUCGAAGCUGAUGAGGGCCAUGGUGAACUGGACGGACAUCAACGGAAGCAGUACCUCUUCGAAUUGGAGCACAAGUUUGGACGAGGCCAUUCAAAAGAUUAGCCUGCCCCAGCUGGCUCGGCUCCUGAACAGACUCAAGCUGCCACCCACACAUGCCAUUGACUUGGUGGGUAAGUUGAGAGAGUGGACUCAGUUCGACAUCAUCAAUCUGUUAGACGGCUCGCCGCUCCCACUGAUUUGCCUCUUCCCAAGGCAAAACAUUCCAGAGCGCGGUCUUUGUUGACGAUGAGCUGAGCUUGGAGGGCCGCGCUUUUUAUACAUGAUGCUCCAUGGCUUUUGCACGUGCUUGGUCUGUCCACCACGCGAAACUGAGCAGGGCCGGCCUAAGGCCC
Molecule: messenger RNA, 5373 nt
Organism: Durusdinium trenchii
Lineage: Eukaryota; Dinophyceae; Suessiales; Symbiodiniaceae
Source: the annotation of a GenBank genome assembly